CUCUUUCCUUGUCACAGAAACACCUCCUCUCCUAUCUCACUCUGCUCGUUUCGGCACAAGAACCGGAGAGUCGUUCUUGAACACACGAUUUCGUCCACGACGUUACAUGAAAAGAAAGACAAGGAAGGGAAACCAAGGAAGGGUUUUUGAGGGUGCAAAUCGACCAAUGUUUUUGGAAAUAAGACUUAGACUCACCCAUAUUUAAUUUCCCAGUGGGUGCAUUGGCCUGAAUUAUACAACACAAUGGAUCUCUCAUUUAUGGCUGCGCAGAUCCCGGUCAUGACGGGUGCCUUCAUGGACUCACCAAACGACGACUACAGCGGCGACCAUUCGCUCUUCAACUCGUCAGCCAGUGUGCACGCCGCUGCCAUCACGUUACAAGGCCAGCAGGACGAGCCGCAGUCCAUGUCCAGAGACGCCAUAUGGCUCUGGAUCGCCAUCAUCGCCACCAUCGGGAAUAUCGUGGUUGUAGGCGUUGUGUACGCUUUCACUUUCUGAUUGUCUCCUGCCAUGGGUUGCCUUUGACUUCAGACACUGGAGGAUGCCACAAACGCUUUGCUAACGAAAAAGGUCCAGCAAAACACAGGGAUUCAGAGUGACAACAAUAAAUUGCAUGGUCUAUUUGCUAUCAGCUAUUUUGGUUCUACAUAUUUAUUCAUAUAGCGUUCAUUAUCUCUCUCCGUCCGGUCCAUGUCUUCAUACUUUAUCCAAUAUUGUUAAAGACAUCUAGGGAUUUUUGUUUAUUUUCCUGUUUUAAUUGAUAGAAAUUAGAUGCAGCUGAAGAUCUACUGGUAGUGUGGACCAACCAAUCAUUUCCAGACAUGAGAGCAGGAAUGAAGGGGUGUUUACCUGCUUGGGAAAAGUGCAAUGUGCGGGUUGUAAAAAAGCAAAUAUGAAGUCUGGUAUACUUGGUAAUUAGCCAUGUGAUAUAUAUCAAAUACUCAAACUUACUGCCAAAGGGAGGUAAUAUGUAAUGUUAUUACAGGUGUAUAGUUGUUCAGUUUAUAAAAUGUAAAUAAUAAAACAACUACAGAUAUAGAACAGCUUUAAAUGUACAGUAGUCCACUCUGAAGUCAAAGUUUUUAAAUUUUGUCCUAUUCGCUAUCCUGUAUCAUCUGUUUCUUAUGAUAUGGAGCCAGCAUUGAUAACAAAAAAAAAAGACAAUCAUUGACUGCACACUAUUCAAUGUACAAAUGUGUUUCUUUAAUGCCAUAAUAUAAUUGGCGGUUUCCUUUUCAGUGUACGUGUCUUUUUUAUAUAGUAUGUUGUAUUUCAUUUAUUUGAGUUUAUUUCCAGCUGUCUUGCUCAAAAACUACCCAAUGAAAAGUGAAUGUGUUUUUAGCUCCAUAAAAUAAUUGCUGCUAUAUCAUUGUUUUUAGAGGAACCUAUGAAGGCAGCAGGUGUCUGACUGCCCGUCAGUUGACAAUCGACCCUGAUUCAUGGCUACAUUAAGUAUGAUUCAUUCGUUGGAACUUAAAUUGCAAUAUCCCAAGCAUUGUGUUCUUUGUCAAAAUAUGAAUUAUUUUUUUUAAGUGCUUUAAAAAUAAUUUGCGUACUAAUUUCUUUAUCCUUGAAUUGGUUUUAUUUAAUGCCAACUUUAAACCUUAAACUUUACUUUCAGUUCCAUAUUUUUAUUCAGCCCUGUAUGCCAGAAUGAAUCUUGAACAAUUUUGAAAUGUAAUUCAGUAUCACAAUUAUUUUUAUGUGUAAGUCUUGUACAUCUGAGACACAAGCAGGCAGUCUUAUGUUGUUGCUAUAUAUACUGUAGAUUUGAAAUCUGUUUACACUAGUAAAACUAGACUAACUAACUGUAUAAAUUAGUUCUUGGAAGGAAACUGGUGAAUCCUUGUUUGUAUCGUGUGGUGUUUCGAUUGGCAUCACUUCACAGUAAUGCUUUAUUUUGUUAAAAAAGAGGAAACAAUGUUGGUUAGAUGUUUAUUUUACAUGUGAUAUCUGUAUACGUUUAUAAGACAAUAAUUCUGGGGUUAUAAUAAAGUACUACAUAGUUCAGUA
This is a messenger RNA of Conger conger (European conger), 2013 nucleotides long. RefSeq lists its product as uncharacterized. The transcript is spliced from 2 exons. The record is from RefSeq and is a predicted model, not a curated record. The coding region runs from base 244 to 498 and encodes 84 amino acids. NCBI's taxonomy places the organism in Eukaryota, Metazoa, Chordata, Actinopteri, Anguilliformes, Congridae.